AGCGGAAGCCGCGUUUGUUGUUCUUCCUUCUGUUUCCGAGACGUUCAGGGUCUACACGGGUUCAAGAGGGGCGUCUGCAUGUCGCUGCCAAUUCUCCCUAUAAACCGUCGUCUACCGCCUCCGAAUGAAGAUUAACAGGUAUGCCAAAGGAAAAAUAUGAUCCCCCAGAUCCCCGCAGAUGUUACACCAUCAUGUCAGCCGAGGAGGCGGCUAGUGGGAAGAAGUCUCACUGGAACGAGCUCGAGAUAACUGGGCGGGUGAGGAGUCUGAGCAGCUCAUUAUGGACCCUUACGCACCUGACGGCUCUCCACAUCAACGACAACAACCUGAGCCGCAUCCCGCCGGACAUCGCCAAGCUGCCCAACCUGGUCUACCUGAACCUGUCGUCCAAUAAGCUCCGCAGUCUGCCCGCCGAACUGGGCAACAUGGUCUCUCUCAGGGAAUUGCUUUUAAACAACAAUCUUUUACGGGUUCUGCCUUAUGAACUUGGUCGUCUUUUCCAGCUUCAAACUCUGGGACUAAAAGGAAAUCCGUUAUCCCAAGACAUCCUGAAUCUCUACCAGGAGCCGGACGGAACCAGAAAGCUUUUGAACUAUAUGCUCGACAAUCUGGCAGUUCACCCGGAGCAGCUCCCACAAAGACCGUGGAUCACUCUGAAGGAGCGAGACCAAAUGGUCCCUGCAGCUGUGUUCACAGUCAUGUGCUACAACGUUCUAUGCGACAAGUACGCCACGCGGCAGCUGUACGGCUACUGUCCGUCCUGGGCCCUGAACUGGGAGUACCGAAAGAAAGGCAUCAUGGAGGAAAUCACCAGCUGUGACGCAGACAUCAUCAGCCUGCAGGAGGUGGAGACCGAGCAGUACUACACACUGUUUCUGGAAACACUAAAGGAUCGCGGCUACGACGGAUACUUCUGCCCGAAAUCCCGCGCCAAACUGGUUUCUGAACAGGAGCGAAAACACGUAGACGGCUGCGCUGUCUUCUUCAAGACCGAAAAGUUUACUUUGGUCCAGAAACACACCGUGGAGUUCAACCAGGUGGCCAUGGCUAACUCUGAGGGGUCAGAGGUCAUGCUGAACAGAGUGAUGACCAAGGACAAUAUCGGCGUGGCUGUUCUGCUGGAGGUCAACAAGGAAAUGUUCUCCACCGGCAUGAAGCCCCCCCAGGAGAGGCAGCUCCUCCUAGUGGCCAACGCCCACAUGCACUGGGACCCGGAGUACUCGGACGUCAAGUUGAUCCAAACCAUGAUGUUUCUGUCAGAGCUGAAGAGCAUCGCCGAGAGAGCCUCGGGCUCCGUGACGACGGGCUCGCCGACCUCUGACCCAUCAUCCAUCCCCAUCGUCCUGUGCGCCGACCUCAACUCGCUGCCCGACUCCGGUGUGGUGGAGUACCUGAGCAACGGCGGCGUGGCCGAAAACCACAAGGACUUCAAGGAGCUGCGCUACAGCGAGUGUCUGACCAACUUCAACUGCAACGGCAAGAACGGCAACUCGGAUGGGAGCAUCACACACAGCUUCCAGCUGAAGAGCGCCUACGACAGCAACCUGAUGCCUUACACCAACUACACCUACGACUUCAAGGGUGUCAUCGACUACAUCUUCUUCUCCAAGAUACACAUGAGCGUCCUGGGUGUCCUUGGACCGCUGGACAGCCAGUGGCUCAUCGACAACAACAUCACCGGCUGCCCCCACCCCCACAUCCCCUCGGACCACUUCUCCCUGCUGGCCCAGCUGGAACUGCACCCUCCCCUAUCCCACCCUUCACCCACACUCAGACUCACCAAGAAGGAGUGA
Messenger RNA from Cyprinodon variegatus (sheepshead minnow), 1793 nucleotides. RefSeq names its product CCR4-NOT transcription complex subunit 6-like (gene cnot6l). Gene Ontology annotation, biological process: nuclear-transcribed mRNA poly(A) tail shortening. NCBI's taxonomy places the organism in Eukaryota, Metazoa, Chordata, Actinopteri, Cyprinodontiformes, Cyprinodontidae. Gene Ontology annotation, molecular function: poly(A)-specific ribonuclease activity; protein binding. The transcript has 13 exons. Bases 141 to 1793 code for a protein of 550 amino acids. The record is from RefSeq and is a predicted model, not a curated record. Gene Ontology annotation, cellular component: cytoplasm; nucleus; CCR4-NOT complex.